This is a messenger RNA of Fraxinus pennsylvanica, 447 nucleotides long. NCBI's taxonomy places the organism in Eukaryota, Viridiplantae, Streptophyta, Magnoliopsida, Lamiales, Oleaceae. The record is from the annotation of a GenBank genome assembly.
AUGUCUACAAACUCCUAUGAACACUUGGAAUUCUUAUGUGAUGUGAAGCGUUCGAAGAAGUGCAAAAAAGUACCAAAAACAGCAGCCGCUUGUCUCGAAAUUGUACAGAAAAAUCUCGAAGUCGGUGAAGUACUUGCUGUUGAUGUGUCCAACAUUGUUGCAUUAUCAGCAUUAGUUAAUGUGCAAAUCAAAUAUAAUGGUCCCAUGAGAAGGGUGGUAUUCGGGUUCAUUAACCGUGUUUCUGACAAUCUAGUGACUGCUGUCCUAACUGGACCUGAUAUCGUCUUCAUCCAAAGUAUGCCGUUCCAUCGCCUUUCUCAACGCGUUGCUAGGGCUGUUACAUCUCCAAACAUGAGAGAGAAUCCGAAAUUCUUCCUUCAAAUAGCAAUCUUCUUCUUUGUAGCUUAUGUUAUCGUCUUGUCAUCACUAAUCUUGACCGAUCUAUGA